Molecule: messenger RNA, 621 nt
Organism: Orbilia oligospora ATCC 24927
Lineage: Eukaryota; Fungi; Ascomycota; Orbiliomycetes; Orbiliales; Orbiliaceae
Exons: 1
Coding region: 1-621 (206 amino acids)
Source: RefSeq, a predicted model, not a curated record
AUGGGCGGUUAUUAUCCAGGGCUUGAUCCUUAUGGAUAUGGAUAUGGGUAUGGGUAUGGGUAUGGGUAUCCAGUGACAUCCCCACCGUCGCCCCCGAGCUCCAAGACAGACGGCAAGAAGAAUACAAAUUCUGGUAGCAAGAAAAGCUCUACUAGUACAACUCCCAAAGACCAUAAGAAAUCUAGUACAAAAACCUCUAGUGGGGGCGGAUCUGGACAUGGAUCCAGCAGCGGCCACAAAAGCCACGGAUCUAGCCACGGCCAUAAAAGCCAUGGGUCUAGCCAUGGACACAAAAGCCAUGGAUCUAGUCAUGGACAUAGUAGCCAUGGGUCUAGUCACGGGCAUAGUAGCCACGGAUCCAGUCAUGGCCAUAGCCAUAGCCACAGUCACGGCCAUAGCCAUGGACAUCACGGCCAUAGUUCGGGAUCAAGUUCCAGUUAUACACCAGCCAGAACUAGCGGUGGUGGCGGCUCCGGAAACCUAUGCGGCAAUCCCCAAUGCGGUGCUAGCUUUAUUUGCACGGCAGACUACAAUCGUCGAGUUCAACCAAUGGGCUAUCCAGGUGUAACUUCACAGCCUCCUCAGACUGGAGGAUGGGGUUACGGAUAUGGUGGUUGCUAA